Molecule: messenger RNA, 918 nt
Organism: Camelina sativa (false flax)
Lineage: Eukaryota; Viridiplantae; Streptophyta; Magnoliopsida; Brassicales; Brassicaceae
Product: ubiquitin-conjugating enzyme E2 2
Source: RefSeq, a predicted model, not a curated record
CUGAAUGCAUGGUUUGGUUGUCACUUGUCACCUUCAGGUGCCUCGGCGACCCAAUAUCAUCAUCCCCUGUCUUUUUUACUAGACCACAACAUAAACCCUAAUUUUCCCAACAUCUCUAUCUCCUCCGAUUACCUCAAAAGUGUUCGAUCUCGGCUCAUCUUUACGAAAGUUCAUCCCUUUUUCAUCUUGAGAAUCUCAGACAUCGAGAGAAGAUGUCAACUCCAGCAAGGAAGAGGCUUAUGAGAGAUUUCAAAAGGUUGCAGCAAGAUCCUCCUGCUGGAAUCAGUGGUGCUCCUCAAGACAACAACAUCUUGCUCUGGAACGCUGUUAUCUUCGGUCCGGAUGAUACACCUUGGGAUGGAGGUACUUUUAAGUUGACCCUUCAGUUUACAGAGGACUAUCCAAACAAACCACCAACUGUUCGUUUUGUUUCUCGGAUGUUUCAUCCUAAUAUCUAUGCAGAUGGGAGCAUUUGUCUUGACAUCUUACAGAACCAAUGGAGUCCUAUUUAUGAUGUUGCAGCUAUCCUUACAUCUAUCCAGUCACUCCUCUGUGAUCCCAACCCGAACUCACCUGCAAACUCAGAAGCUGCCCGCUUAUUCAGUGAGAACAAGCGAGAAUACAACAGACGGGUGAAGGAGAUUGUGGAACAGAGUUGGACCGCUGAUUGAUAUCGGGUAACCAAAUCUUCUGCGCUCGGAUUAUGUAACAUUUGAAGAAGUGAAGGCGAUCAAAACUGGUGAAAAACGAGCGACAUUUAUCAGUUUUCGAAAGUUAGUUGUGUCAUGCCUUCAGUUCAAUAUAUAUGUACUGUAAUGUUUGGAUAAGUGACAUUUAUUUUCUGGAUUGUUCAAUUUGUAUCUGUGUUUGUGUGUCUCUCACCAAUUCAAUAUAGAGUAUGGAUUCUAUAGUUGUUUA